AUGGCCAUGGGACACCUCCCCGAGAUGGCUAUUCUAAGACGUUUCCGGGCGCUGUCUGCUGAAGAUCUUCUUUAUCAACAAGCUGAGCUCCAAGGGUUGGAAGAAAGACUCAGUCGAUAUCAAGCAAAAGACAAACACUCGGAUCAUGAGGACCGUAAAACCUAUGCUUUGGAUUGGGAUACUCUUCAACGCUCUGGUGCCGAUGAUGCCGCCAACGGAAAUGUUAGUGCUCAAUGGGACACUAUCUUGAAGAUUCGACCGGGAUUAAAGGAAUACCACGAAGCUCUCAUCCGUCAUCGCCAGGUACUUGAUCUUGGACCUGCGAUUCCCCGCCAGGUCAAAGCAGUUCAAAGUUGGACGGAGCGACCAGAUAGGCGCAACAUAUACUUACUCGGUCCCGACCGAAAUAUCUGGGAGGAUCCCACGUUCCGAGAAGAUUUGACAUCGCUCGAAGUGCCAUCAGAAGAGCAAGCCUUUACCAACUCAUUUACCAUAGGGCUGGUUCAUUAG
Molecule: messenger RNA, 510 nt
Organism: Podospora bellae-mahoneyi
Lineage: Eukaryota; Fungi; Ascomycota; Sordariomycetes; Sordariales; Podosporaceae
Exons: 1
Coding region: 1-510 (169 amino acids)
Source: RefSeq, a predicted model, not a curated record